Molecule: messenger RNA, 680 nt
Organism: Closterium sp. NIES-65
Lineage: Eukaryota; Viridiplantae; Streptophyta; Zygnematophyceae; Desmidiales; Closteriaceae
Source: the annotation of a GenBank genome assembly
AGCUACAGGAGUAUGUGGAUGAGAUCAACGAGGAGGCGGAGAAGCUCGAGGAGACGGUGUACAAGCUGCAGAGGCAGCUGCAGCUGAGAGACGCCGAGGUCCAAGAGCUCUCACGUUUCAAGGCAGGCGUGUUGGAGGCUGAGAGAUCCCAGCAGCACUUCCCCCCUCCGCACUCCCAGCAGCAGCAGCAGCAGCAGCAGCAGCAGCCGGGACAGGGCAUGCAGAGGGGGGGGUCGUUGAAGCGAGAGAGGGAGCGUGAGCGGGAGCGGGACAGGCGGCAGGGGCAGCCGCAGGGGCAGGGUAUGCAGGGGUCGCAGGAAGGGUCCGAGGCUGAGGAUCGGGACGGGCAGGGGUUUGUGCGGGAGGGUCGGGAGCGGCAUGGGUUUAGGCGGGAGUUUAGUCGGCAGCUUUCGGGGAGGCAGCACCGGGGGCAUGAGGAGGAGGAUGAGGAGAGGGGCUCGUAUGGUGAGGAGCAUCAUAGGAGGAUGCAUCACCAUUUUGGGGGGAGGGAGAGACAGAGGGAGGGGUCGAUUGGGGGUGGAGGGGAGAGUGGUGCGUAUGGAGGGGAGAGGAGAGAUGGGAGAAGGCGGGAGGGCAAGAGGAGCUGGAGGGAUCGGUCGAUGGAGAGGGAGAUUGAGGGGGAAGGGAGGGGGCGGCGUGCACCUUCUCUCAGUCCGUGA